This is a messenger RNA of Ipomoea triloba (trilobed morning glory), 1281 nucleotides long. RefSeq names its product glucan endo-1,3-beta-glucosidase, acidic-like. Gene Ontology annotation, biological process: carbohydrate metabolic process. Gene Ontology annotation, cellular component: plasma membrane. The transcript has 2 exons. The coding region runs from base 72 to 1103 and encodes 343 amino acids. The record is from RefSeq and is a predicted model, not a curated record. Gene Ontology annotation, molecular function: hydrolase activity, hydrolyzing O-glycosyl compounds. Lineage: Eukaryota; Viridiplantae; Streptophyta; Magnoliopsida; Solanales; Convolvulaceae.
GCUUUACUUAGCUUGCCCCAUUCUUAGAUAUAUAUUCAAUAUUUAUAUUUGUCUUUGUUUCCCUUUCCCUCAUGGCUCUGCUCCCUCCAUUCUCGUGGAAAUCCUCCAUGGCUCCCAUUCUCCUGCUCAUUGUGUUGUUUCACAUUGCAGGGGUACAAUCCAUUGGAGUCUGUUUCGGGAGAUUAGGCAACGAUUUACCAUCCGUAACUGAAACCAUAAACCUCUACCAGAGAAAUGGCAUCCGAGCGCUGCGACUCUACGAACCCGACACCAACGUCUUCGAAGCUCUCAGAGGAAGAAACAUCGAUGUCAUCCUCGAUGUCCCAAACGACAGGCUCCAAGCCCUAACCGACCCGGCUAGAGCCCACGAUUGGGUCUCCGCUAACAUAGUACCCUAUCCCGACGUCAACUUCAAAUACGUCGCUGUCGGGAACGAGGUCUACGCCGAAAACUCCGGGUCGGCUCAAUUCCAAAACUACGUUCUCCCCGCCUUGAGAAACGUCCACAACGCCUUAUCGGCGGCGGGUUAUCAGGGCCGAAUCAAGGCCUCCACCGCCACCUACUCCGCCGUGUUAGCCAACACCUACCCACCAAACAAUGGCGUUUUCAACGAUAAAGCCAAGGAUUUAAUGAACCCCAUCGUGGGAUUUUUGGCACAGAAUAAUUUACCUUUGCUAGCCAACAUAUAUCCUUAUUUUGCCCGAAAAGGCGACCCGAACAAUGUCCCGCUGUCUUUCGCGUUGUUCUCCGACAGCCAACCAAACCCUGCCGGGUACUUCAACCUCUUCGACUCCAUGGUGGACUCCAUGUACGCCGCAGUGGAGAAGGCCGGCGGUUCCAAUGUGCCCAUCGUUGUCUCCGAGAGCGGCUGGCCGUCGGCCGGCGGCUUUGAAGCCACCGUGGAUAACGCCGCCACGUAUUAUCGGAAUCUAAUUCAGCACGUCCAGGGAAACAGUGGGACUCCCAAGAGGCCUGGGAGCCCAAUUGAGACUUACCUCUUCGCCAUGUUUGAUGAAAAUCAGAAAACUGGGGAUGAAACCGAGAAGCAUUUUGGACUGUUUAGCCCUGAGCAGAACCCAAAGUAUCAGCUUAGCUUCAACUGAGCUCAACUUCAAGUAAUAGUGUAUUGAAUAAAUUGAAAUAUAUAGUGGAUUGGUUAAAGCUAAAGUUGCCCUUUUCCCUGAAUAGGAGAAUGGGCAAUAUAUAUAUUUUCUAGAUUCAACAUGUUCUUUGUAACUUGUUUGAACAAUAAAACUCCGUUUCUAUAGGUAUUAAUUGUGA